AUCAUGGACAAAGUAUUCAACUCACAGGAAUCGAAAAGCUCAAACUACGUGGAUGACAAGAUACCAGAAUUGGAGGAUAUUAAUAAGACGAUCAACGACAUGUUUGUCGAGGACCCUGAACGCAUUUCUUUGAAAAGUAAUGAAUCAAAUGAGCACAGUGCAUUUUCAUCAAAUAAAACAAACCACUACGAAGAUUAUUCCCAGCCCGUUUCAAAAACACUAAGCAUAAGCAAUUCAACCUGGGAACGAUUUUGUGAAACCAAACCCAAAUCGACAUUAUAUAAGUGUGCUCGCUGCGGACAGCAUAAGCAUCGUGAAGAUAUAUUUGCUAAAAUUAAAAUAAAGGAUAGUAAAGUUCCAGGAAAAUCCGAUGCGAAUCAAAUCAGGCUGAAUAAAAAAAUAGGAUGCGCAAUAAAGCAAAGGCUAAAUAACUUAAGAUCCUUUUCAGGAGCACAAGAAUGUAAAAAAUUCGAACACGAAAAGAAGAAAUCCCUAAAACCAGCAGAUCAUGGAGUAACCCCAGAGCUUUUUAGAGAAAACCGAAGUAUGCAAAAGCGAAAAGCUACGGAUGACAUCCCAAAUGAGGAAAAUAUAAGACGGCAAUCCAUAAUUACAAGCAUUCAAAGCAAGGGGUAUUCUUUGGCAUCACAAACUCCUAUAAACGAUCAAAGCACUUUAAAAUGUUUAAAUUUACAAGCAAAAAUAGAUAAUAGGGAUAACAAUCCAGCCAAAAUAUAUGAUCAACCAAAGAUCACUCUCUCCAAGAUACACCACGAAUGUCUUCAAAAUCGACCCAGAAUCGCACUUAAAGCUGUGAAUUUAAACCAAUCUCAAAUACCGGAUAAUAACUUUCAAUUACGUAGACAUAAGGAGCCAUCGUUCAACUGGGGAGUGAUGCAAAUCUGCGAGACUGUAUCUCAUAGGAGUCUAGUAAUCCCCAAAACACUGGUUCCCACUUAUGUUGGUGAGUUGGUGCAUAUCGGUCAAGCCACGAAAUGCUAUAUCAAGAAAAAUAUUCUUCCGGACUAUCCGCCUUCGUCUCUCUUUGAGUUUCGUAUCCCUGACAUUAGUCCCAACGAGCUGCUAUCCUAUCGAAGUUCGGAUGACAUUAGCGGAAGCUGUACUCCAAUACCUCAUACAGCGAGUCCAAAGGAGCAACCUAUAAGCCAUAAAAACCCGUGUCUUCCGGUUGAUCCAACCCAGCCAGAAAAAUCGGAAAGUCGAAAGACUAUAUACGAAAAUCUUGAAUUGUCGUUCACCACACAAAAAGCAGAUAGUUUUAACCAUCCCAAUGAUAAAUUAGCUGAUUAUGAAGACCAAUUGGUAGAUAUGAAUGAAAAAUGCAUAAAUGCUGAUUUUAGUUCCUUAAGUGACAACAAUAUGGGCCAUACAUCAAAUGCAGAUUUAAAAACUUUAAGAAAGGAAGAAGAUCCAUUAAAUGCAUCCAAUCCAAAGACUGAAAUUACGGCAGUUGGUAAUACGUUUGCGAGAUCAAAAGAAAAUAAAGAAAAUUCGAAGGAUACAUUGUACCAGGAAAGCCGCAUUACGUUACAAAAGUACAGUCACUCAAAAUUAAACAAUGCAAUUAGAAAACAAAUCGACAAAUCCUUGCAACAGAAGAUCAAAAAAAUUAUGAGUAAACCGAUAAAGUUGCUUAAGUCGAAUGAUUCAGAUUCAGUUGACAAUUUGUGGAGCCAUUUACAAACAAAUUAAGUGUUUUCGAAGAAUAUAAUGCAAACACAUCAAUUUGAUAAA
Drosophila sechellia is the source of this 1755-nucleotide messenger RNA. RefSeq lists its product as uncharacterized. The transcript has a single exon. The record is from RefSeq and is a predicted model, not a curated record. Lineage: Eukaryota; Metazoa; Arthropoda; Insecta; Diptera; Drosophilidae. Bases 4 to 1713 code for a protein of 569 amino acids.